GUGAUCCAAUAGCAGUCACUGUUUGUUGCUCUUUGUUGAGGGCACUGCAGUGUCUUCAUCGCAGGUCAAACUGCCACUGCCACUCAGAUUGCCACGUUGUUUCCUUCCUCUUUCCUCGACUUGGUCUCUCUCCACAGACAUCCUUUAAGCACCAAUUUCAUUUCCUCACUCAUACUAUUUUAAUUCUUAAUUUUAAUUAUUUAUUUAUCUUCCCUCUCACUUUCUCUCCUCUUUCCUUCAAACUCAGAAUCUUCAACCUGGUAAAUAUGGUUCUUCUUUCUAUUUUCAGUCCCAAGCUUCGCUUUCACUCAACAUAGAAUCUCUUCCUUUCUUGAUAUUUUUCCUUUCGUGGGUUGGUAUCCUAAUUGAAUGCUUCCCCUGAGGCCUUAAUCAUCAUCAAUUCUGCGUUAUUAUCAGUUCUGCUUUAUUAGUGGUUUUUUCUUUCUUUUUUUUCUUUUUGAAGUCUUCUGUCUCUCUCUCUCUCUGAUCUUUUUGAUGGGUGGGGCAGCACUUAUGAAGGACAUCGUCAACUGAACAAAAGUGGGACUUUUUGUUUUUGGAGAUAAUAAGAAAAGAUAAUUAUGAACUCCGACACGUGCUACACUUUACUUUUAAUAAAGUUUCUUAGGAACCGUUGCGUUUUGAUGUUCGUCGUGCUUCUUGUCAAUGGUAGAGCUGCACGAAAGCACUCUGAACUCUCUGAAUUCUCCUUCACACGAUCAACAUAGUGGCGAUUUCGCUGUUUUAUCAAGUGCUCAUUUGACGCCUCGUGGCUUUACUGUUUCAAAGAUUAUUUAAUUAUUGAUGGUGGGUAGUGGCAUGUUUGGAGUGUGUGAUGAUGAUGGUUUGAAAUUAAUCAACUUGUCUCUGUUGCAAGGCUUCUUCUUAUCGUCUUCGCUAUAGAGGGUAAUUCAUUUCCCCCUCUUUCUUUGCCAUUGUGUAUUCCAAAUUACUUUCAACCCUCACAUUUUUUUUCAUCUUAUGUUCAAAUUGUUUUCAGUAUACUAAACUCAUUUCAUCUCAUACAACGGAUUAUUUGUUUGCUCUCUUUGUCGUAUUCCAAACUGGCUUCAUUUCUUUUUUCAGCACUUUAAUUUCAGUGUAAAUUAGCUGAAAGAUGAAUCUUUUAGCUAAUGAUGAUGCCAUAAAUUCACUUUAUUGCCUGGGAUAUCCCAACUUGAAUCCCGAAAUCUUCUCUUUCUCUUCUUAUGCUUACUUUCAUAUGGGUGUUUAACUGAGUUUUGAGAUAAUACUACCCGGGACACUCUUUUGUGGUUACUUCUUAGCUGUUGGCAAACAGUUUUGAAUAUUUCAGGAAAGCUUAGGGUACUCUCCUGAAUGGGAACUGAUGGCAGUGAACUGGUAGAGACAUUACCAAGUCCUUGCUCCUUUAAGGUGCAUCGUGGAAUGUGCACGGAACUCAGGAAAUUAGUUGCUAGAAUCCUGCGGAUAAUUCCACGUAUAGAAGAAGCACGCCCUUGCGGAAUGCAGGCUCUGUGUUUGCUCAACAGUGCAAUUCAUAAAGCCGCACAACUCCUGAUAUACUGCUCUGAAUCUAGUCAACUCUACCUGGCAAUGACAGGGGAUUCCAUACUCUCAAAAUUUCAAAAGGCAAGACAAUCGAUAGUGAAAAACUUAGUCCAGAUUCUGAAUAUGGUUCCCGUGAUGUUGGCUGCAGAGAUUUCUCGACUAAUUGGUGAUCUUGAGUGUGUUACAUUUGUCCUCGACUCAGCUGAAGUAGCAGCAGGAAAGGUUUUGAAAGAAUUGCUCCAGCAAGAUUCUUCAACAUCAGAUAACGAUUCAGUGGAAGAAUCUGAAACAAAACAUUUUCAGUUUGUAGCAGCAAGACUUAAUAUUACAUCCUCAUCGGCCAUCUUAAUAGAGAAACGAUCUAUUCAGAAGUUGCUAAAAAAGCUCAAACCAGAUGGUCGGCCAAAAGAGAUUGUCUUGAAAAAUCUUUUGUAUCUCCUGCUAAAGAACAAAAAAUACAUCACCGGGGAACAAAUUGAGGUCUAUUUGCAAAGUGAAGGACCAAUCACAACUCAGAACUCAGUUCAUGAGUCUCAAAGAAUCCUUCAUGUCAAGUCAGAACCAUACUUGAACUAUGAUCAGCAUAGAACUCAGGCCAAUGAGUUGGACAGAGUUACACCUCCUGAGGAAUAUACAUGCCCAAUAUCUUUAAGGUUGAUGUAUGACCCUGUUGUCAUUGCUUCAGGAGAAACAUAUGAAAGGAUGUGGAUACAAAGGUGGUUUGAUGAGGGUAAUACUAUAUGCCCAAAAACCAAAAAGAAACUGGAUCAUAUGGCAUUGACUCCAAAUGUUGUCUUCAAGGACCUAAUAUUAAAGUGGUGUGAAACUAAUGGAGUCUCCAUUCCUGACCCGAGUAGACAAGUGCCACAUUUGCACCCAUGGGAUGCUUCCUCCAAUUCCAUUAAGAGUUUUGGAAGUUCUUUGUAUGAUUUAAACUUCCAAAUGGAUCUUAGUAACGUGUCACUUGGAUCUUUAGACACCAGUUAUAAAUCAGAUUCCUCUCAUUCUAAUGCCAAUCAUGGCUUAGAUUUGAUAUUGAACACGAGCAGUGCCAAUUCUCGGAGGCACCAAUCUCGUGCACGGAUUCAUGACGUUGAUCUGAUGCCUUUGUCUAAACUCCAUGAACGUCGAUGGGAAUCUCAAUGCCAACUUAUUGAAGAUAUGAGAAUAGAUUUCAAAUGCAAUAACCAUAUCUUUUGCUCUGUGCCAUCUGAGAAUUUCAUUGACCCACUCACGAGAUUUCUGAGCUCUGCCUGUGAGAGGCAUGAUGUAAAAGCUCUGAGAUCUGGAACUAUAUUGCUGUUGGAAUUUCUGAAGUGCUGCCGCAAUGGUAUGACCAAUUUAACUGAAGAUACAUGCAUUAUGUUGGCAAGUCUUCUUGACACAGAAGUGAUUGGUGAAGCUCUUACCAUAAUGGAAGAGCUGAAAGGAAAUUGGUAUGAGAAAGCUAACAUUGGAGCUUCCACUUUACUCACUUCUGUUUCAAAGAUCCUUGAUUUUGGUAGCAAGCAGUUCCAAGGAAAAUCUAUUAAAAUAAUGCUUAAUUUUUCAUCCAAUAGUCAAAUGUGUGCCUACAUGAUAUCUCUCGGGUGCAUCCCAAAAUUACUGCAAUUUUUUGGAGACAAAACCCUUUCGAGAGACUGUAUACAUAUUUUGAAAAACCUUAGUGAGACUGAAGAGGGUAAGGUUACUGUGGUUGAAACAAAAGGAUGCAUAUAUUCUGUGGUUGAAAUACUUGGGACUGGCAGUGACGAGGAAAAAGAACCGGCACUGCUUAUUCUACUCUCUUUAUGCUCUCAACGAGUGGAAUACUGUCAGAUGGUUAUGGAUGAGGGAAUUAUUCCUUCUCUUGUCGACAUCUCCAAUUCAGGAAGUGACAUGGCAAAGGCUUAUGCGCUUGAACUACUCCGUCUUUUAAAGGAAGACAGAGAGUUUGAGAAUGAAGACUGUUAUGAGCCAAAAUUCAACGCCUCUCAAGAAUCUACAAAUCGCUAUGAAGAAAAGAAAUCAUCAAAGAAACCUUCUAUUUUGAAGAGAUUGUCAAUCUUCUCAAAAUCAAGUUCAGUUGCACCAAAUAACAAGAGAUGAAAAUGAGUUUCCAUGCAUUUUGACCUUUUCCUGCAUACCUUCCAGAACCUUUUUUGGGUGGGGACUACAGAUUAUGUGUCUGAUAGGAGACAUUUUAAAUUUCUAGAUGGCAGAUAGGAUUUUUAGAUAGGCUCCUUGAAUAUUUGUGGUGAGUAUAGUUCAAGCCUUUUUGCACUCAAUGCCAAAUCUCGUCUUGAAGCAUGUGUGGCCUGCUGCAUAAUUUUGUUCAGUAACUGCCAACUGUAUAAAGUAGUGUUUUUUCUUCUGGUGUCUAGUUAUUUUGGCAUGUCAAGUCAGGGAUAGAGGACAUAAGUGAGUCGUUCUGCUUUUUCUCCUCUCCUUUGAAGAUGUUUAAAGGGAUGUUUUUGGCUUGUAACUUGGUGGUCUUGCAUUGAGCUGCCUUUCCAUUUUAUAUUGUAUAUCAAACAAAAUAUGUUUUGAGAACGAAAUAUAAAAUAAGCAAAAUAUAAUUUCAUUA
Molecule: messenger RNA, 4096 nt
Organism: Vigna angularis (adzuki bean)
Lineage: Eukaryota; Viridiplantae; Streptophyta; Magnoliopsida; Fabales; Fabaceae
Product: U-box domain-containing protein 5
Exons: 6
Coding region: 1339-3618 (759 amino acids)
Biological process (GO): protein ubiquitination
Cellular component (GO): cytoplasm; nucleus
Molecular function (GO): protein binding; ubiquitin-protein transferase activity
Source: RefSeq, a predicted model, not a curated record